Annulohypoxylon maeteangense is the source of this 2578-nucleotide messenger RNA. RefSeq names its product LNS2-domain-containing protein. Gene Ontology annotation, biological process: fatty acid catabolic process; triglyceride biosynthetic process. Lineage: Eukaryota; Fungi; Ascomycota; Sordariomycetes; Xylariales; Hypoxylaceae. Gene Ontology annotation, molecular function: phosphatidate phosphatase activity. Gene Ontology annotation, cellular component: nucleus. The transcript is spliced from 2 exons. Bases 194 to 2530 code for a protein of 778 amino acids. The record is from RefSeq and is a predicted model, not a curated record.
GACGACAUACAAUUUCAUAACUUCAUACGUUGGAAUAUACGUGUGAUUAUUUUCAUCCAAACCUACCUCGAAAUAGUCGUAGAUUAUCAAUAGCUUUGGUUCUGUUUAUUGUUUGAGCAUUUACCCCCUUUGCGCGGUCUUAGGACCCCAACGGCCCCUUUUAUUAAAGAAACCUCCUCCACCUUGGUCCAAGAUGCAGUACGUUCGGAAUAUCAGCGAUUCGGUUUCCACCGCCUGGAAUUCGAUCAAUCCGGCCACCCUAAGCGGAGCAAUCGACGUGAUCGUGGUCCAGCAUGAAGAUGGAACCUUGUGCUGCUCUCCUUUUCACGUCCGCUUUGGCAAGUUCUCGUUGCUGCGACCUUAUGAGAAGAAGGUUGAAUUUAGGGUGAAUGGGCUCAAGCAGAACUAUGCGAUGAAACUGGGCGAAGGGGGCGAGGCCUUCUUCGUAUUCGAGACGAACGAUACGAUUCCCCAGAGCCUACAGACCUCGCCCCUGAGCUCUCCAGCUUCUAGCCCACCGCUUGGACCCGAUAGUUCCUACUCAUCCAACGAUCUGCAAGAACCGGAAUUCCUACAGCUAGAUGGUGAUGCUAGAAACUCACGAUCUAUGUCUGUAUCGCGACCUAAGCCCACUGUCCUUCCGUCUCAAACACCUCGUCCAGGAGUGAUCGAGCCUCUUGCGUCAUCGCCUGAACUUGGUGGUGGCCGACCGCCUUCGAGGGGUUGGCCGAAUGCCUCGACCCGCCCAUUUUACAGCGACGAAGUUUUGCCAAGUACCAUUCAAACAUACACCGACAACGAUGACUCGAAGGAAGAUGAAAACGAUCCUGAUAGCACAUUAUCGCUAAGUCAAAGAUCGCGAAGUCCUCCUCCUUUAGCGCCCCGGGAAGCUAUUCAGCGAGCCUUGACUCUUUCGAAGGAGCUUGAAGCUGUCAACAUUCCAAGCCGAGUCACUGAAACGGGAGACCUGAUGUUAGACAUGACCGGGUAUAAGUCUAGCGAGGAAGACGCGAUAAAGGCUGAAAUCUUGGCUCGCAAGAUAUUAGCGGAAGAACUUGAGGGUGACUACGAUAUUGGCGCGUUAUUUGGUAUGGAUGAGGAAGGGAACCUGUGGAUUUACAGUAGUGAGGAUGCGAAAGAAGCUGCAAUGAAGAGUGCGGUUGCAGCGCUUAGGCCGUCGCCUUCGAUAGCGAUUGAUGCGGUCUCGGACCCCGGAUACCAAAGCGAUGAUUCAACAACGUCAACACAGGAACCAUCCCAUAGAAGAAGCGAAUCCGACUUCGGGCACAGCUCGAUCCAAACUCCUCCAACGACUCCAGGAUCAUCUUCAGUUGGAAAUCCGAACAGGAAUUACGCUAAGACCCUACGACUGACUAGCGACCAGCUGAAGGCGCUUAACCUAAAGCCUGGUGAGAACUCGAUGAGCUUCACUGUAAAUCGCGCCACAUGCCAAGCGUACAUGUAUCUCUGGAAAUAUGACACGCCCGUUGUCAUUUCUGAUAUCGAUGGUACUAUCACGAAAUCGGAUGCGUUAGGUCAUGUGUUGAACAUGAUCGGGCGAGACUGGACGCACGCAGGUGUCGCCAAGCUCUAUAGCGAUAUCGUUGAAAAUGGGUACAACAUCAUGUAUCUGACAAGUCGCUCAGUCGGUCAAUCCGAUACUACGCGGGCAUAUCUCUAUGGUAUUACCCAAGAUGGUUACCGCUUGCCCAAAGGCCCAACCAUCUUGUCACCUGAUCGGACUAUGGCCGCGCUGAGACGAGAGAUAUAUCUACGCAAACCGCACGUGUUCAAGAUGGCAACCUUACGAGAUAUCAGGAGCUUAUACGGCCCUGAUAACCACUGCUUCUACGCCGGUUUCGGUAACCGUCUUACGGAUCAGAUUUCUUACCGAACAGUAGACGUCCCUCGAACUCGUAUCUUCACCAUCAACUCCAACGCCGAAGUCUCGCUAGACUUGCUGAGUCUCAAUAAGUUGAAGCUCAGUUAUAUCAACAUGACCGAAGUUGUAAACCACUUCUUUCCUCCUGUCAGCACAUUAGUCAAGGGCGGCGGCGUCGACUUCACGGACUUCACAUAUUGGCGAGAUAUGCCCUUAGAACUGAACGAGUUCUCGGCUAGCGAGUCUGAGGGAGACGCGGAGGAGAGCGACGUAGAUGAAGAAGAGGAUGAAGAUGUGGGGCAUAUGGGUGACAGUUAUCUCUCCAGAGGCGAUGAAGACGAAGAGUACGAAGAUCCUGAUAACGGCGACAGCAUUCUGAGUGGCGAAUACGAAGGGGAAGAGAAUAUGAUGAUCGAAGAAGAUGGGUCCGAUGCCGAUGAUGAAGAAGGUGACGAAGAGGGCGACCUGGAAGAAGAGGAGGAAGAUGGAGACGAAGUAGAGGACGGGAAGGGCACCUCUGCUACUUCUUAUAUCCCCAGUUCCGCCAGCAAGCCUGUGGAAACAGUCAGGGAUGUCGGUGCCGAACUUAUCACCGGUAUGAAAAAUAUCGGGAUCGAUAAGGAAACGAAAGAAACAACAAAAGCAUAAGGCAAUAGUAAAACAAGUUGCAUAAGACGAGCGGUCUACGUGGCGAUA